AUGGCCCUGGCCAGAGCAAAACCCAGAAUAUCCUACACUGCAGAAAUAACUAUUCAACCUACUGUGGAAGAGGCCUCUGACAACUGCACUCAAGAAUGUCUCAUCUUGGGCCACUCUGAUGCCUGCUGGAUGCCAGCUUCUCUGAUGCAUUCCAACCCUUCACAGGCAGAGGCCUCUGCUCUAUGCCACAGCCCUCCCCCGACACAGACAACGCUUCGCCGACGCAACCCUCUGGUGACGCAGACAGUUGCUCUCUGCCACAGCCCUCCAAUGGCUCAGGCUGUAGCACUAUGCCACAGCCCUCCACCAGCACAGACCUCUGCUCUCCACCACAGCCCACCUCUAGCACGGGCUCUUUGCCACAGCCCUCUACCAGCACAGGCCUCAGCCCUUUACUACAGCCCUCCCCUGGCACAGGCUGCUGCAAUCCACUGCAGUCCUCCUCUGCCACAGCCUGCUGCCCUUCAUCGCAGCCUUGCACAGCCACCAAUGGGUCUGCAGCAGGGUUGGGGGCAAAGUGCUGGCCCUGAAGGACUACUUUCUCUUGACCAAGGAGCACAAGGUAGUACAAGAUCUAAUUUUUAUGCCAUGUCUAAAAGACUUCAUCCUAGUGAUGAUUCGAUUAAAAUCAUUCCCUUGACAACCUUCACUCCAGGCCAACAGACUAGACCCUCUAGAUGUGAUUCUCCCAUUAUGGAAGAACAUCCCUUAUAAAGCUAAAACAGCUAUUUCACAUUUUCCAACAAGAUGUUUAUAAUCAAAGUUUGAAAUCCAAUUUCAGUGAGUACUUUGAAUUGUUAGAUUUGUAAAUAGCUAUGUAAAUAGAAGUUUAUAACAGAAUCAAGUCUAGAGUUAGACCCUUAGUCAAAAGUUAAAAUAAAUUUACAAUUUGAUUAAUUAUAUUUCUAUAUAUCACCAAUUGGAAAUUGGA
Molecule: messenger RNA, 931 nt
Organism: Capra hircus (goat)
Lineage: Eukaryota; Metazoa; Chordata; Mammalia; Artiodactyla; Bovidae
Product: protocadherin-11 X-linked
Exons: 2
Coding region: 1-714 (237 amino acids)
Source: RefSeq, a predicted model, not a curated record